AUGGCAGUGCAAACGAAGGUUAAUACGAUGCUCGAGACCUCUACCGGUGCUCCCGAGGAGACGGCCACUGCUGCUACGGACGCGCAGAAUGAAACCACCAGCAUUACAUCUCCUGAUGUGACGAAUUACGAAGAGCAAGAAGAAACGCAGAGAGUGGCUGCCGCUCGUGGCAACGAUGUCGACCAUUUUACAGAAACCAAAAGGGCCUGGAUAGGGUACCGCUUGGAGUAUCGCAAUCGCUGGACUGGAGACUUGAUCUCGGAGAGAACGUACGAAAAAGGCAACGAACCAUUGGAGCAGGAGACGGGCGGGCCGAUAUUCGAGAUGAUCACGUCGUACAAAGUCUCAACGCACUUACUGGACCCAGCCGCUUCGAUGCCCAUCACCUCACAGGCGUUGCCGACUCGCCACAUCCGUAUUUACUCAAUAGCCAUCAUCAAUGCCUUGCAGUCAGUGGUAAGAUAUUACCCCGGCCAGGAUUUUUCUGGAGAGUCCGUCGUCGUCCAGAAGCCGUAUCCGGUCUUGGUCCAUUACUACGAAGAGCUGCAGCAAUUCCGCCGGAACUGCUUGGAGAAGGCCCCGCACGAUCUCUGCGACCGGGAGAGAGAUGCCGCGGAGCAUCUCGAGAUUCUCCUCGCCUUCCUGGACGAGGAGGUCAUGUGGGAAGUGAAGCAGGAGCAGGAGCGCAACCGGAGGGGGUUCGCGACGUUCGAAUGGCGAUGGGUGGCAUACAAACCGGGCAUCACCGUCUUGGACAAGACCGACACGGGCGAGUGGCAGGCGUCCGUGGUCCACUCCAUAUCAGGAGGCGUGUUCGAGAACCCACCCAAAGACUGGGAGGUCAAGCUGUGGUGCAUGGACUAUGACGGCGAGAACAUCGAACGCAUCUGGUCGAGUCCGGUGACGUGGUCCAAGUUCGACGGCGAACGCAGCGAUUCCAAGACCGGCCGCGAGACCAAGUUCUUCGACCCUACCCUCGACGAGUCAUACCUUGACGACGACGUGGUAGUCAAGCUGGUUGAGACUGGCAAGAAGUUCUGCUCCAUGGUUCAGAAACAAUGCUUCCACCACAAAGGCAAAGCAGCUUGCUUCCCCUUCAACGAGAUUGAAGGAUUGGCGAUGGUCGAUCUCGAUAGCUACUACAUCAUGUGUCCAGAUGGUAUCCCGCCGACUGUCGGGACCGACGAUUUGCGAAACUGGUCGACAGAAUGUACUUGCGAGAUUUGCCAGACUCGAAAACAGCGCCUCGACCGGAAGAUUGCCCCUUUGUUCAGCACAUUCGGCCAUAAGGAUAUAGAGACUGGGUUGACCGACCACGAAUCCCUCCUAUUGCCCUCAACCGUUGUGACUUACGUGUUCAGGACGCGGACAUGGGGUAUUUGGACCAUCAACUUGCUGGAGGAGGCCUUUAACGCUGACAUUUCUUCUCAAGAAUACGUCCACGUCAAGAAUCUCCACCCGCCCCAGUUCGACGAUGACAUGAUCAGCCACCUGGUGAUGAGCGAGCAGCGCCUCAAGACGCUCAAAGCGUUGUCCAAGAGCUAUGCCAGGGUCAACAAGCACGGAGAGGGAAUGGAGAACUUGAAAUGGAGCGCAGACUUCGUCCGGGGGAAAGGAAAUGGCUUGAUUUUUCUUUUACACGGCAAGCCAGGGGUUGGAAAAACCUGCACAGCUGAGUGCAUCGCCGAGUUCACCCGUCGUCCUCUGAUGAUAUUGACAAGCAGCGACAUCGGGACGGACCCUAAGCAGGUCGAGCACAAUCUUACCUCUAACUUCAAAAGGGCGAUGAGCUGGGGCGCUGUGCUACUGAUCGAUGAAGCAGAUGUCUUCAUGGAGAGGCGGACCACCUCAGAUCUCACGCGCAACAGUUUAGUUGCUGGGUUUCUGCGUGCUCUCGAGUUCUACGACGGGAUUCUGUUCCUUACAACAAACCGGGUUGGGUCGUUCGACGACGCCUUCAUCUCCCGCAUCCACGUGCAGCUCUAUUACCCCGACUUCACGGACGAUGAGCGGCAACGCGUGUGGCAAAACUUCAUCGAUAAGCUCAGCCGCGAGAGGGGAGACACCAUGCGCAUGACCAUUGAUGCCAAGGAGUACAUUGCUUCGACCAGAAAGCAAGGGAUCAACUGGAAUGGCAGAGAGAUCCGGAACGCGUUCCAAACAGCCGUGGCACUCGCCGAAUAUGACGCGGAGAAGGACAGCGAAGGGAAGAUCAUGGUGACGGACAACCACCUCCGGGCCGUGGUCGAGCUGUCGAAAGAUUUCAAGGGAUACCUGACCGACCUCCAUCGGCGAGAUGAAGAGAGAAGGGCCGAGGAUAGAUACGAGAGGUUGGCCACUUAUCAAGGAGAUAAGCCGUGA
This is a messenger RNA of Colletotrichum destructivum, 2361 nucleotides long. RefSeq names its product Putative AAA+ ATPase domain, ATPase, AAA-type, core. Lineage: Eukaryota; Fungi; Ascomycota; Sordariomycetes; Glomerellales; Glomerellaceae. The transcript has 5 exons. The coding region runs from base 1 to 2361 and encodes 786 amino acids. The record is from RefSeq and is a predicted model, not a curated record. Gene Ontology annotation, molecular function: ATP binding; ATP hydrolysis activity.